Molecule: messenger RNA, 1907 nt
Organism: Lolium rigidum
Lineage: Eukaryota; Viridiplantae; Streptophyta; Magnoliopsida; Poales; Poaceae
Product: protein RCC2 homolog
Exons: 16
Coding region: 55-1668 (537 amino acids)
Molecular function (GO): DNA binding
Source: RefSeq, a predicted model, not a curated record
UUUCCGCCCCCUCCCACCAACCAAAUCUAGGGUUUCCGCCCGCCGCCGGCGAGAAUGUCGGCCAGCGCCGACCCCGCGAAGGCCCCCGCCCCCUCGGAGGAGAAGCCGGAGGCCGGCUCCGGCGGGGAGCUGCUCUACUGCGGCGCGACCAACUUCGAGGCCAUGAACCGGAAGCUGGCGGGCGGGAUGCAGGGCAACCUGGUGUCCCCCACGCGCCUGCGCUCGCUCCUCGGCGUGGACAUCCGCUCCGUCGCCACCGGCUGCGCGGCUUGCCAUUCUGUUGCUUUGGGUGCUGAUGGUCGUUGCUAUACAUGGGGUCGCAAUGAGAAGGGGCAGUUGGGGCAUGGGGAUACUCGUCAGCGUAACCUACCAACCGUUGUUUCCGAACUAUCAAAAUAUAAAAUAAUUAAAGCAAGUGUUGGAAGAAAUCACACAGUUGUUGUUACCGACGAGGGCAAGUCCUUCGCUUUUGGUCACAACAAACACGGGCAGUUGGGGACAGGUUCCCUAAGGAAUGAAAUCGAGACAUCGCCAGUGUCCUGUCUUGUGACUGAUGUAACUAACGCGGUUUGUGGUGGUGAUUUUACUGUCUGGCUGUCUUCAGUUGAGGGCUCUUCUAUACUUACAGCAGGUCUUCCCCAGUACGGCCAACUUGGUCAUGGAACUGACAAUGAGUACAAUACCAAAGAUUCGUCAGUAAAGCUAUCAUAUGAAGCCCAACCCCGCCCCAAGGCAAUAGCCGUGUUCUCUGAGAAAACUAUUGUGAAAGUUGCAUGUGGAACAAAUCAUACAGUUGCAGUUGAUUCAAGUGGAUUUGUUUACACAUGGGGGUAUGGCGGGUAUGGAAGGUUGGGCCACAGAGAACAAAAGGAUGAGUGGAAACCUCGCCUCGUUGAAAUAUUUCAAAGGCACAAUGUUCUGCCUCCCAAUGCUAUUGUCUCAGCUGGUUCUGCAAGUUCUGCAUGUACUGCCGGCGGUGGACAAAUGUACAUGUGGGGAAAAAUGAAGAAUACAGGUGAUGACUGGAUGUAUCCAAAGCCGCUAAUGGAUUUAAGUGGCUGGAAUGUCCGGUGCAUGGCUUCUGGUAACAUGCACCACAUUGUUGGUGCAGAUGAUUCUUGCAUAAGCUGGGGUGCUGCCCAAUUUGGAGAGCUCGGUUAUGGCCCUAACGGGCAAAAAUCAUCUGCGAAUCCUAAAAAGGUUGACAGUCUAAAUGGAAUGCAUGUUACAAGUGUUGGUUGUGGAUUUGGACUGUCUCUGAUUGUUGUGGACAGAGCACAAGCUGGUUCUAAGCUUGAUGAGCUGGAUAUUUAUGAUGGCGAUACCUCCACUCAAGAAGAGAAAGUGGAGGUGAAGGCAACCAAGAAGGCACCUGCUAGUGCCAAGUCCAACAAGCGUAAGAAAACCAAGGACCUUUCUGAAUCAGAAGAAGAGGACGAUGACGAGAGCUCAGACGACGAGAAUGGAGAUGUUAAGGGUGCAAAGGGUGGCAGGGGUGGUAAAGCGUCGACUAGGGGGAGAGGCAGGGGAGCCAAGAAGGCUACUCCGGAGCCCAAGUCAUCUGGAAGGGGCAGAGGCCGCCCGAAGAAAACCGAGAGCCCUCCAGCAAAGGCAGAGAGCUCGGGACGAGGUGGAAAGAGAGGCCGAGGCAGGCCUCGGAAGGCCUAAAGCCUCGGCAAGCCUUUUGCGGAAAUCAGGUCAAGUGAUGUCUAACACCUGACGUGAUCCAGCCAGCCAUUCGAGAGUAGUUGUUUCUUAGCAGUGCUUUCUUGCUCUGGCCAUGACUGCCUGCCUGUGAUUCAAAAGAUUUUUCGGACUUGUAGCCUCUUAUUGUGUGUCUGGAAUGUUUAACAUGCGCAACUGAAUUUUUCAUUGGUAAUUCUGAGUGAGGUUUUCUGUUCAAUCCU